Trichophyton benhamiae CBS 112371 is the source of this 1488-nucleotide messenger RNA. RefSeq lists its product as uncharacterized. Gene Ontology annotation, molecular function: RNA binding. Gene Ontology annotation, cellular component: U2-type spliceosomal complex. The record is from RefSeq and is a predicted model, not a curated record. Gene Ontology annotation, biological process: mRNA splicing, via spliceosome. The coding region runs from base 1 to 1488 and encodes 495 amino acids. Lineage: Eukaryota; Fungi; Ascomycota; Eurotiomycetes; Onygenales; Arthrodermataceae. The transcript has a single exon.
AUGGCUCCUCCUUCGUUUCCGAGUUUUGGCCGUGGCACAGCCGCGAAGCGCAUGCAACCAGCAAAGCGGUAUAGACCCGGCAAGCCUAUCGCAGAUGAAGUUGAAUCGUCCGAAGAGGAAGAAGAGGAGGAAGAAGAGGAGCAACCAGAACAAGUACCGCAAAGUCGGCCUCCUCCAAGCUCUAGGAACAUUACCUCUGGCGUUCGGCAAGUCAAAUUGGAGGAGGAAGAGGAGGCAGAAGAUGAAGAAGGGUUUGUAACUGAAGAGGAGGAAAAUGUUGACGAUAUCCCUUCUAAGCCCCAAGCACACGCUACUUCCGAUAGACCUCCCGCUAGUUCAGUGCUGGUAAAGAAAGAAGAAGCGGAAAAAUCAGAAAUCGAGGAUGAGUCAGAGGAGGAAUCAGGUUCAGAGGAGGAAUCAGAAGAAGAGUCCAGUUCGGAGGACGAAGGUCCAAAGAGGCUGCUACUUCGCCCGACAUUUAUAAAAAAAGGCGACCGUAAAGCCGCAGCAGCUUUAAACAAUGGUGGUCAUAUUGCGACCUCCUCAUCUGCCCUAGACCCCGAUGCGGAAGCUGAAGAACUCAAACGGCGGAAAGACAAAGCAGACUUGCUGAUUCGUGAUCAAUUAGAAAGGGAUGCUGCCGCUCGGAUAGCUGGUAGAAAGACGUGGGACGAUGACAUUGACGAAUCCGGUGCAGGGGUUGAUGAGAACAAUAUUGACGAUACAGACGGCAUUGACCCAGCUGCCGAAUUAGCCGCCUGGAAACUCCGCGAGCUCAAGCGUGUUAAGCGCGAACGGGAAGCCAUUGAGAUUGCCGAAAAGGAACGAGAAGAGAUCGAACGCCGUCGUAACCUAACUACUGAGGAACGAGAGCGUGAGGAUCGUGAAUUCAUUGACAAGCAAAAGGAGGAACGCGACGCCGGAAGAGGAAAGGCUGGGUUCAUGCAACGAUAUUUCCACAAGGGUGCAUUCUUUCAGCCUGACUCGGAGAAACAUGGUCUCACUGAACGCGACCUUAUGGGUGGCCAUUACGUGGAUGAAAUUAAGAAUCGCGAGGCUUUGCCAGAGUACCUCCAAGUAAGGGAUGCAACCAAGAUUGGACGCAAAGGCCGAACAAAGUAUCGUGACUUGAAGACAGAAGAUACUGGACGAUGGGGCGUCGAAAACUAUUAUCGGUCAAAUGCGCCUGCAAGCAGUGCUGCUCGAUUUGGUAUUAAAGACGAACGAUUCCUUCCCGAUAAUAGGGAUGGAGGCUUCAGGAGGUCAUCCGGGCCAUCCGGAGCAAAUGCAAGUGUAGUUAAAGAACGCCGCCGUCCUCGCUCUAGAUCUCAUUCUCCUCCCCGUCGACGAGACCACUCAAGGUCAAGAUCAAGAUCUCCUUCGCGAAGAGAUCGGCACCGUGAUGAUAAUGACAGAAGCCGAAGGAAACGCAGCCCUUCACCAUACCACGAUCGUGAUAAGAGACGGAGAGUAGACUCCGUAUCAUAG